This is a messenger RNA of Cydia amplana, 1753 nucleotides long. Its product is annotated as putative sodium-dependent multivitamin transporter. Gene Ontology annotation, cellular component: membrane. Gene Ontology annotation, molecular function: symporter activity. NCBI's taxonomy places the organism in Eukaryota, Metazoa, Arthropoda, Insecta, Lepidoptera, Tortricidae. Bases 20 to 1693 code for a protein of 557 amino acids. Gene Ontology annotation, biological process: sodium ion transport; transmembrane transport. The transcript has 8 exons. The record is from RefSeq and is a predicted model, not a curated record.
GCUUUAUUUUCCAGGAAAAAUGGAGCACUCAAUCUUCGGGGCAUGGGAUUAUGUCAUAAUAGCGGCAACCUUAAUAAUCUCUACCGCUAUAGGAGUAUACUACCGCUUAAGUGGAGGGAAACAAAAAACGAAUGAGGAAUUUUUACUGGCGGACCGAAACAUGUCUAUAAUGCCAGUCGCAGUAUCUCUGAUGGCUUCCUUUAUGUCCGCCAUAUCCUUACUAGGAGGAUCAUCAGAAACCUACACUUACGGGAUGAUGUUUAUACUAAUAAACUUGCCCUACGGCUACGGCACACCAAUCGUAACAAAACUCUACUUACCAGUAUUUUUCGGGCUUCAAAAAACAAGUACUUACGAGUAUUUAGAGCUGCGAUUUGGACGUUACAUACGGAUGCUUACGUCUUUAACAUACACCUUACAAAUGGUGUUGUACAAUGGCGUUGUUCUUUACGCACCAGCUAUUGCUCUAGAAGCAGUUACAGGACUUGAUAGACUGAUAUCUAUAUUAGUAGUUGGGUUAUCUUGUACCCUUUACGCAACUUUGGGAGGAAUGAAAGCUGUGUUGAUCACAGACGUUCUACAGUCUGCGCUAAUGUUUGCAGCAGUUUUGAGCGUUACUGUAUUCUGUUCCAUACAGCUUGGAGGCUUUGAACAGAUUUUUAUUAUCGCUCGAGAAGGUGGACGCCUGGAUUUGUCGAAUAUCAGCAUAAGACCAACGGAGAGACACACGUGGUGGUCCCUGAACAUUGGUGGUCUGAUCAACUAUUUGUCACUAUACGCAGUCAAUCAGACACAGGUCCAACGCCUGCUAACAGUGAGCUCGUUGAAGCGCUCGCAAGCUUGCCUGUGGUGGAGCUGGCCGGUGCUCGCCUUCAUGAGUUUCUGCAGCUGUCUCGCUGGUAUCGCCAUGUAUGCCGUGUACAAGGACUGUGACCCGCUGUCGUCGGGCAGCAUCACCGCUAUGGACCAACUUAUGCCAUACUAUGUAGUGGACUCUAUGCGAAGAAUACCAGGCAUCUUAGGGUUGUUCGUGGCCGGCAUAUUCAGCGCCACGCUGUCUACUGUGUCUUCUUCCUGCAACUCCCUGGCUGCUGUCACAUUAACGGAUUAUAUGGGCAAAUGCUGCCACGUCCGCAAGUCCUACAUCCCAUGGCUGACAAAGCUGGCGGCCUGCGUGUACGGCCUCGUGUUUCUCGGCGUGGCGUUUAUCGCCGAACACUUGGGAGGCGUGCUGCAGGCGGCACUGACGAUCUUCGCUGUGGUGGGCGGCCCGGUGCUGGGUGUGUUUACGCUUGGCAUGUUCACUACCUUCGCUAACGAAGCCGGUGUCUGCACAGGCUUAAUCAGCGGGCUGGCAUUGACGUUGUGGAUAAACUUUGGCAGACCUCGGCCUUCCCCUACUCGGCUACCCGUCAGUGUGGAAGGAUGCGUCGGUAACAUCACGCUACCGGCGCUGCCAGAAGUCAAUCCUGGAGACUACUUCUACCUCUACAGGCUGUCUUACUUGUGGACUAGUCCGAUCGGUUUAGUCUGCGUGCUGGUAGUAGGUUCUGUGGUGUCUUUGCUGUGGAGACACCAGCAACCGUGGCAGCGUGCUGGGCGAAGCCAUCCUGACCCGGCGCUCUUCACACCUCCGCUCGCCAAAAGGCUUCGGCGAAGUCAGGCGGAAAAGUCAGAUAUUCAAAUACAUUAAGUAAGUUAUGUUGAAUGAUAUAAAACUAUGAAAUAAAUAUUUGAAUGUCGAGCUUAAAUA